ACCAAAAUCACAUCCUUCUUUUCCUCCAGUGCUCGCUCCCUUCUUUCUCCUUGUCACUCCAGGCUGAGAUCAACAGGAUGCUGUGCCUCGGCUCCCUGUCCACCCUCCUCCUCCUGCUUCUCCUCUACCCCCCUCCGGUGUCUGCCCAGGAGGUGCUUGUACGUCUGGCAGGCGUAGGCCGUCGCAAUGCCAACGAGGGACGUGUAGAGGUGUUCUACAAUGGCGCAUGGGGCACAGUGUGUGACGACGAGGUCGAUCUUAAUAUGGCCAAUGUGGUGUGCCGUCAGCUGGGCUUCCAACGCGGCUUGACCUGGGCACACAGUGCCAAGUUUGGCCAGGGUCAAGGUUUGAUCUGGUUGGACAAUGUGCGCUGUACGGGCACAGAGCUCUCCAUUGCUAACUGUCGCUCCAAUGGUUGGGGAAUCAAUGACUGCACCCACGCUGAGGACCUGGGGGUCAUUUGCAGCCCAGAAAGAAUACCUGGCUCCCCCGCUGUCGCCGUGGAGGAGGCUCCUUCAUCCUCCAGGCACCAGCCAAACCAGCCAGGACAGAGAAACCCACCACCGCUGCCACAGUCUGUGCCACCCCCAGCCCACAUCUCCUCAUCUUCUGCGAGAGGCCAUGAGAUCGCCCUCCAUCGCAACCCAACUUCUUCCCGUCGCAGCAUCAUCUCCCCGCAAGAAAAUGGCCACGAGAUCCAGAUCUUGCGACGGAAUCGAGGUGGUUCCAGAGCAAGCCCGCAGGUCAGCCCGGCUCUGCCACAAGGGCACCAGCUACUUUCACGUCUGGCAAACGGCGCAGCCUACAGGCAGAGACAGGACACAGCCGUGAGACAAGAGGCAGAGGGACGGACGAACAGGCAGUCCCAACCCCAGUCUGAGCGGAGGAGUGACAGGCAUCAGCAGCUCAGUGGGAACCAUGUCGAACCAGAUUUGGAACUGGAGACUGAUGUGCACUACACACAGGGUUCUGAUAGGGUUCACUUAGAGGAGGCUCGACUACGGCCUGUGCUGUCCAGCAACCAUGGCGGUCUGGUGACGGAGGGAGUGCUGGAAGUGAAGCAUGCUGGGAGGUGGCGUCAUGUGUGUAACCAGGGCUGGGACCUCAGCAGCAGCCGUGUCGUCUGUGGCAUGUUAGGAUUCCCGGCUGCAGAAGUGUUUGACCAAAACGCCUACAGGAAACUGUGGGACUCCAAGUUAGCUGAUCCCUCCUCCAGGCUGAGGACGCAGAUCAGUAAGAAGGCCUACUGGGUGGAGAAGGUGCAGUGUCACGGCAGGGAGGUCUCUCUUUCACAGUGCCAGGCCCAGCUGUCCCUCCCCAGGAGUGAUGUCCCGUGCCGCGAUGGCAUGCACGCUGUGGUCCGCUGUGUCCCUGGGUCCCAGUUCACACGUUAUGGCAGAGCACCUGCACCGCCCGCCGUGACGCCCGUUGUGCGCCUCAAGGCGGGGCCCCGGCUCGGGGAGGGCCGUGUUGAGGUGCUGAGGGAGGGGAAGUGGGGUACCGUGUGUGACCACCUGUGGGACAUGGCUGCAGCCAGCGUGGUCUGCAGAGAGCUGGGCUUUGGGACGGCCAAAGAGGCGCUCACCAAAGCUCACCUGGGACAGGGUACCGGCCCCAUCCACAUGAACAGCGUGCAGUGUACAGGCAGGGAGAAGUCGAUUACAGAGUGUACCUACAGACAGGUGCCGCUUUACAGCUGCAAACACAACCAGGAUGUAGCGGUCCGCUGCAACGUUCCCAACACUGGCAUGCAGGCCACGGUGCGUCUGGCAGGAGGCAGAGAACCAUCAGAGGGCCGUGUGGAGGUGCUGAUGGAGGCCGGAGGGGUGAGGCGUUGGGGCUCCAUCUGCAGUGAGAACUGGGGCAUCAACGAGGCCAUGGUGGUCUGUCGACAGCUGGGUUUGGGCUUUGCUUCAAGUGCUCAUCAGGAGACCUGGUACUGGCCUGGUUCUUCAGAUGCUGGUGAGGUGGUUUUGAGUGGAACGCACUGUAUCGGCACUGAGAUGUCUGUCCAGCAGUGUCGCAGAAACACAAAUGUGUACUGUCCCAGAGGAGGAGAUGGCAGAGCUGCAGGAGUCACAUGUGUAGAAACCGCUCCUGACCUUGUCCUGGAUGCUCAGCUCGUCCAGGAGACAGCCUACCUGGAGGACCGACCCCUCCACCUGCUGUCCUGCGCUAAUGAGGAGAACUGCCUGUCUUCCUCUGCCGCCAGGAUGAACUGGCCCUACGGACACCGCCGCCUGCUGCGCUUCUCCUCCCGUAUCAUGAACAUGGGCCGCGCCGACUUCCGACCCCGAGCCACCAGAGAAAGUUGGACAUGGCACCAGUGUCAUAGGCACUACCACAGCAUUGAGGUGUUCACCCAUUAUGACCUGCUGACGCUCAAUGGGACCAAGGUGGCGGAGGGUCACAAGGCCAGCUUCUGUCUGGAGGACACCUACUGCCCUGAAGGUAUCCAUAAGCGGUAUGCUUGCUAUAACAUGGGACAGCAGGGUAUUUCAGUUGGCUGCUGGGACACCUACCGCCACGAUAUUGACUGCCAGUGGGUCGACAUCACAGACAUACGGCCUGGCGAAUACAUCUUCCAGGUGGAGGUCAACCCUACCUUAGACAUGGCCGAAUCUGAUUUCCAAAACAACGUGAUGCGCUGUCGGUGCAAGUAUGAUGGAGAACGAGUUUACAUGUUUGGAUGCCAUGCAGGUGAUGCUUACAGCGCCGAGGUGGAGGACUUGUUUGACCACCAACGUCAGAUCUCCAACAACUUCCUGUGAAUUAAGGAACACGCAGAUUUAAGGACAGAACAACUGUACAACUUUUCACCACACCUCAACAUGUCAGGGGAAAGAGGUUGAAUGACAAUGACAUGCCAGUAGAUAGAAAGAAGAGGGUCAGAGGGAGGAGGGUGGGAAACUGGGAUGGUAUGGGAGGGACUUCAUGCAAAAUGACUAAUUAGGAUCCCGUAACCUGACAGAAAAAGACUAAAGUAAACCAUCACAAGCAUCAUGUCACCAUGAUAAAACAUAGAGUAGCUCACAAUUUUAAAAGUGUGUCCUGACUUUUGUAACAAAUGUAAUUCCCUUGAUCAAAACUUAACCACAGUUAAGAAAGUAAUGACAUGAAGGCACAAUGAGACCAACACAUCCUUUAAUCUUACAGUACACCACCAGGCUGUCGUUCAUAUAAAAUCAACCCAGGUAACAGACUGUCUACAAAACUCUGUACAUGCUUCCUGUGCUUUCACUGUUGACAUUACUAAUGCAGUAUUUACUGUUACAACUGUGUGGUUUUUGGUUUGAAUGAGAAUUGUUUUUUUUAUUUCAUGGUGCUAUUUUGCCUUUUGAAUAAAUAUUGUAAUGUAUUGCAAAUGUAUUGUCAUGUACAGUUUUAUAUUACCUCUCUGGAAUAUUGUUCUUUAGAUCUCUAAUUUAUGCAGAAAUUUAAUGUACUUUUGAGUUGAACCUUGUCCCUGUGUGGCUGUGUUAUGUAUUGUUUAUUUUAUGAUGACAAAUAUUUUCACUUGUUUGUUUUUCACCUGUUCAGCAUCGGAAACAUCAGAUGAGAUGUGGUUGUACCACGGUAUUGCGCCUUUAACAGUACUUGGUAAUGGUAGUUAAAGAAUAAACGUCAAAUUGACAAACUAUGGUUA
Messenger RNA from Perca fluviatilis (European perch), 3646 nucleotides. RefSeq names its product lysyl oxidase homolog 4-like. The transcript has 15 exons. Gene Ontology annotation, molecular function: protein-lysine 6-oxidase activity; copper ion binding. The coding region runs from base 78 to 2771 and encodes 897 amino acids. Gene Ontology annotation, biological process: peptidyl-lysine oxidation. The record is from RefSeq and is a predicted model, not a curated record. NCBI's taxonomy places the organism in Eukaryota, Metazoa, Chordata, Actinopteri, Perciformes, Percidae. Gene Ontology annotation, cellular component: membrane.